Mytilinidion resinicola is the source of this 2218-nucleotide messenger RNA. Its product is annotated as Clavaminate synthase-like protein. Bases 1 to 2118 code for a protein of 705 amino acids. Lineage: Eukaryota; Fungi; Ascomycota; Dothideomycetes; Mytilinidiales; Mytilinidiaceae. Gene Ontology annotation, molecular function: oxidoreductase activity. The record is from RefSeq and is a predicted model, not a curated record. The transcript has 4 exons.
AUGGCAGUCGCCAUCCACCAACUCCAUGCUUCCCAGCCAGCUCCAACAGACAGAGGAGCUUCGCUUUUCUCUCCUCGAAGAGCGCGUCGAUGCCCUCUCCCUUCAUCUCUAGAAACUAAGCUCCUCGCAUACCUCCUCUCCUGGCCCACCGUCGCCAGCCGUCUCCUCCCAGAGCCAGACUCUGAUGAGCACCCACGAAGCCACCAACCGUCACGUUCCGACCGCGCCUGGCUUCGAAAGCCUGGUCCUUCCACCAAGCUCGCACUCCGCAUCAUCGAUAUCAUCCAGCGAUAUGGCCAAAACAGCAGCUCAUCGGAUAUUCCAUGGGCGGGCAAAGUAAAAUUCCUCCCCCUCGUUGAGAAGUACGUCAAGAACAAUGAGCCGGUGCGGAUGGUGCUGCCCGCGUUCCCAUUCAAGAGCCCGAACCGGGUCGACAAGGUCCUGGGCUCGCUGCCAGAUCUAGGAGAAGAGCUAGCGCUAAUGCACCUGAACGGGCUUUGUGAAAGCAUUCGGGAAAUAUAUGAGUAUGGUGCUACUGUAACCAUUACUUCCGACGGGCUGGUAUACAAUGAUCUGAUGGGUAUUGAAGACAGCGAGGUUUGGGAGUACUCGACUGCGGUGCGCGAUAUCAUCAAGGCGAAGAAUCUGAGGCACAUCAAUACUCUCCGAAUCGUUGACAUACUCGGCACACAUGAGAGUACUAGCAAGGAUCUGACAAGAGAGGAGUAUUUGGCGCAUGCAGGAUGCUAUCGUCGAGAGCUGAUGGCGAAGUUUGAGCCGGCGGAUUUUGAUAGCAGGGAGGCUGUGAGGAACGAUAAGGAUAUUUGUAUGACCUACAAGGGGUACAUCAAGUUCCUGACCAAGGAUCUGGCGCACAGCAGACUGACGAAGGCGAUGAUGGAUGGAAAAAUCUCGAAGAGGCGGUUCAAGAAAGCAAUUGAGCAGUUAGCGUUGAAGAUGAUUAUUCGUGGCAAGACUUUCGCCGCUGCCAUUGCCUUCAAGUGCGCCAACUACGUUCGUCUUUCUAUCCAUGCCUCCACUGGCGAAACAAAGCUCACGGUCCCCCUCAUCCCUCCCCCAAAUGGCGGCUACAUUAUGACACCGUGGCACUCCAGCAUCGCUGUCGGCGUAGAUGGCUCCUUUCGCACUGUGCACGCCGACGAAGUCCGCGACACACACGAACUGAUGUAUCGAGACGGGCGUCCCUAUUACUACCGCGAGAAGUCGCCGCUGUACGACCUCGGCGCGACCACACUCAAAGUUGAGUUCGAGUACCUUUACCCGUGCGGGCUUAUCAUCCACGGGAUUCCAGAUGCUGCUGGCGUAAAGCCAUCGUUCCGCGAUGUUGACGCCGGGAAAUUGAGAGCACUAGCACAAUUGCAGUCUCUAGUGGUGCUGCGUGGCUUUGCGGAGACGACGAAUCGCGAGAUCUUCAUCAGCCGUGCGCACGAGCUUGGGGAAGUACAGCCGUGGACGUUUGGGACCCUGCAACAGGUUAAAGACAGUGGGCGCAAAGAUAAGCUGGAGAAUAACGUUACUAGCUCCGAGGCCAUGGCCAUGCACUAUGAUGGCGUGUUCAAGUACAUGACGCAGAAAGAUGAGAAUGGGGUUGAUAUGCUUGAUGUCAAUGGGAACGAGAUCAAACUGCAGAAGCCACCGAAAUUCCAAUUCUUCACCUGCAUCGCGACGGCCCCGAAAGGCACCGGACACACCCUCUUCGCCUCCUCGCGCCUCUUCUUCAAGUAUCUCCCGCACCCCUACACCGUCGAACGCCUCGAAGCCGUCCGCUGGCGCAUGGACACCGACGGCUUCUGGGACAGCAAGAUCGCAAACCUCCCCCUCGUCGUCCGCCAUCCCGUUAAUGGCACCCCAUGCGUGCGCUGGCACGAGCCAUGGCCUGCAAGCAAGACCAAGUUCUCGGCAUUCCAAACCACCAUCGAGAACGAUUCGCAGGAGAUCUGCGACGUUGUAAACUCGCUGCUGUAUGACCGUCGCGUGACGCUGCGUUUCGAGUGGGAGCAGGGCGACAUCUUGAUCAGCGAUAACACGGCUAUGCUGCAUACGGGAACCGCGUAUACGGGCGAAGAUAUCAACAACCAGCCCUACUCUCCUUCGUGAGCCGACUUGGUCUUAUUGACAGUCCAUCGCCUCAAGCGACUAUGAUUUCUUCAAGACUGACAGCAGUCGAGGCUCGGGAUGGGUUUUCAAAGGAGGUGGG